This is a messenger RNA of Rosa rugosa (rugosa rose), 3139 nucleotides long. Its product is annotated as UDP-glycosyltransferase 73D1-like. The coding region runs from base 75 to 1568 and encodes 497 amino acids. The transcript has a single exon. Lineage: Eukaryota; Viridiplantae; Streptophyta; Magnoliopsida; Rosales; Rosaceae. The record is from RefSeq and is a predicted model, not a curated record. Gene Ontology annotation, molecular function: UDP-glycosyltransferase activity.
GCUCCAUAUAUCAACCUAUAUAUAACCAAUCUUAUCAAUAACAAGAAAUUAUACCUUGUGAUCUCCUGUCUACUAUGGCUUCACAAGCCAGGCAAAAGAAGCAGCCUCACUUUGUCUUAGUGCCACUUAUGGCACAAGGGCAUAUGAUUCCCAUGAUAGACAUGGCUAGGCUCUUCGCAGAGCGUGGUGUGAUGGUUAGCUUGGUCACGACUCCAUACAAUGCCUCAAGAUUUGAGUCAUGCAUUUCUCGAGCAAGAGAUCAAUCCGGACUUCCAAUAUCCAUUGUGAAAAUCCCAUUUCCGUGCCAAGAAGUGGGACUUCCAAUGGGAAGUGAGAGUCUUGACACCUUGCCAUCUCGAAAUCUGUUGAGGAAGUUCUUUAUGGCUCUGAGCAUGCUGCAAGAACCACUAGAAAAGUACCUUGAAGACCAGAAGCUUCAGCCAUGGUGCAUAAUCUCGGACAAGGCCCUCUCGUGGACUUCAAAAACAGCUCAGAAGUUCAAUAUUCCAAGGAUUGUUUUCCAUGGAAUGUGCUGCUUCUCACUGCUGAGCUCUCACAACAUCAAACUCUAUAAUGCUCACAAUUCUGUUACUUCUGAUUUUGAACCUUUUGUGGUGCCAGGGCUGCCCCAGAGGAUUGAGAUCACUAAGGCUCAGCUACCAGGAGCAUUUGUCACGCAACCGGAUUUGGAUGACUUCAGGGACAAGAAUCAAGAGGCUGAAGCGAAAUCGUUUGGGGCGGUGGUGAAUAGCUUUAAUGCACUUGAACAUGGGUGUGCUGAAGAGUUGGAGAAGGUGUUUGAUAAAAAGGUUUGGUGCAUUGGACCAGUUUCCUUAUGCUACAAGAGCAAUUCAGAUAGGUUUUCUAGAGGUAACAAAUUCUCAAUUGAUGAGAGUCAAUGCUUGCAAUGGCUUGAAUCAAUGCAACCAAGGUCUGUCAUCUAUGUUUGUCUUGGUAGCCUUUGUAGAUUAGUCCCAUCACAACUGAUAGAGCUUGGACUAGGCUUAGAAGCCUCAGGAAAACCCUUUAUCUGGAUAAUCAAAACAUGUGGGAAGUAUGAAGAAUUGGAGAAGUGGUUAGUGGAGGAGAGGUUUGAGGAAAGGAUCAAAGGAAUAGGCCUUUUGAUCAAGGGUUGGGCUCCCCAAGUUCUUAUUCUCUCAAGUCCAGCAAUUGGAGGGUUCUUAACUCAUUGUGGUUGGAACUCAAGCAUAGAAGGGGCAUGUUCUGGUGUGCCAAUGAUCACAUGGCCUCUAUUUGCUGAGCAAUUCCUUAACGAAAAAUUGAUCAUAGAGGUUUUAAAGAUUGGUGUUCGGGUUGGUGUGGAGAUUCCUGUUAGAUGGGGGGAUGAAGAGAAAGUUGGAGUGUUGGUGAAGAAAGAUGGGGUGAAGAAGGCAAUACAAACACUGAUGGAUGGAGGUGAAGAAGGAGAAAAGAGAAGAAAGAGAGCAACAGAAAUUGGAGAGAAGGGAAGAAGAGCCAUGGAAAAAGGAGGUUCAUCGCAUUCAAGCAUGUCUUCUUUGAUUCAAGAUGUUAGGCAAUUACAUGAAGCCACAGGUCAGAAGCUUUAACUUGAGCAUAAAAAAAUCAAUGUUCCUGCAGGUGAAACUUUGUUGCAGAUUCAGCUUGAACAUAUAUGGAUACAAGCAAGAGUCGCCUGUAACAGUUUCAAUAUAUUGUACAUAUUAGUUUCCUCUACUUUAACACAAUAUCAAAUUCAUAUCAACAACAAUAGUGCUUUAACACUAUCUUAGUCAAUUGCAACCACUAGUCAGUAGUGAGUACCCAUGUUAAAGAUUCUCACGUCCUUGAUUCAAGAGUCAAGUCAAGACAAUUUAAAGUCAGUAGUGAGUACCCAUGUUAAAGAUUCUCACGUCCUUGAUUCAAGAGUCAAGUCAAGACAAUCUACAAAAUUUAAAAUCAAUAAGGCAUUGUGAUGAAAUCAUAUAGUUAAUUUGAAUGUUUGCAGUAGAUCACAUGCAGCUACCAAAUACACAUUCAUACAUUGGGAGUGAACAGACAAUAAUAAAUAAGUUAAUAUAUACAUAAUGUGCUAGAGAAUAGGAAGAUUACAAGAUAUCCUAGUAGCUAAGAAGCAUUUUUCUUUUUGUUUCUGGCAAUACAUGCACGUUACGAGAAUGUCAAUCAAAUAUCAGUAUAUGACAAGCAGUAGAUGACAACAUGAUCACAUGCAGCUACCAAAUACACAUUCAUACAUUGAGAGUGAACAGACAACAAUAUAUAAGUUAACACAUAAUGUGCUAGAGACUAGGGAGAUUCCAAGAUAUCCUCACAAUAAAAAUGUUAUAGUAAUCCUAGUAGCUGAGAAGUGUUUUUUCUUUUUCUUCGGACAAUACAUGUAUGUUACGAGAAUUUCAAUCAAAUAUCAGUAUGCGACACGCCUGAGAGAGAGAACAUUACACAUACUAGCAAGUAUAAGUAAACUGAUCAUUGUGCAUAUGGUAAUCUUCAUGAAGGCUGAAGAGUGGAGUAUAAAAGCCAUUCAUCCCCAUCAAUGUAGGGAACAUCCAAAAAGGGUGCUGCUUCAGAUUCAUUGAGCUGCUUUGAAUAUGAGACCCUAUUUGUAUUAUUUGCUCCUGGUCCUAUGCACUCGUACUCCCCAUAAAACACUUUCCUGCAUUCAAAUAGUUAUGUAACUAGCUAAAGUAAUUCCAUAAAAUGUCACAAAAGAUAACUCAAAUCUUUCAGUUAUCUUCAAGUACAUUGAUGAAAUUUUGAAAACCAUGCCCUACUGCAACAAAGUUUAAGAGACUCCUCAGUCCUUAAGCCAACAACAUUCAACCACACCAAUUUCUUUCUCUGAUCUCUUUUCCUUUUUUCCAUGUCAUGAGUCAGCUACACCAGUGUUACGGUCAACCUCAACUAUCCACCCACUUCAAAAGUUGGCAAAAGCCCACAUUUUGUAGCUUAAUGUCAUAUCAAACUUGUUCUUUUCUGUUAUCUUCAAGUACGUUGAUGAAAUUUUGAAAACCAUGCCCUACUGUAACGAAGUUUAAGGGACUCCUAAGUCCUUAAGUCAACAACAUUCAACCAUACAAUUUCUUUCUCUGCUCUUUUUCCUUUUUUCCAUGGCAUGAGUCAGCUACACCAACGUUACGGUCAACCUUCUUUUCUGGUUAGC